Harpia harpyja (harpy eagle) is the source of this 1702-nucleotide messenger RNA. RefSeq names its product G protein-coupled receptor 150 (gene GPR150). The record is from RefSeq and is a predicted model, not a curated record. Gene Ontology annotation, molecular function: corazonin receptor activity. Gene Ontology annotation, biological process: neuropeptide signaling pathway. Lineage: Eukaryota; Metazoa; Chordata; Aves; Accipitriformes; Accipitridae. Gene Ontology annotation, cellular component: membrane.
CCGCCGGGGGAAAAGCUCGGGCGACCCGAACGGGCGCGAUGGAGGAAGAGGAGGACCCCUUCCCCCCCGGGCUCAACCUCUCCGCCCCCGGCGCCCCUCGAGCCCUCCCCGUCCCGCGGGCGGCCGGGGCGGGCGCCGUCCUUCUGCUGGCGCUGGCGGGCAACGGGCUGGUGCUGCGGCGGCUGUGGGGCUGCCGGCCGCGCCGGCGAAGGGACCUGCUGGUGGGGCACCUGGCGCUGGCCGACCUGGCGGGCUGCGGGCUGGCCCUGCUGCCGCGCUUGGCGGCCGAGCUCCGCGGCUCCGCCGGUGCCCCCGGCCCCACCGCCUGCCGCCUGCUGCCGCUGCUGCAGCGGUGCGGACCGCUGGCCUCGGCCCACGGGCUGGUGCUGCUGGCGCUGGAGCGGCGCCGCCCGGCUCUGCCCGCCCGCGGCUUGGCCGCCCUGGGCUGGCUGCUGGCUCCGCUCCUCGCCCUGCCCCAGGCCUUCGUCUUCCGACCGGCUCCGCGCCCCGGCGAGCCCCGUUGCCGCAGCGUCUUCGAGGAGCUGCCGCCCUGGCAAGGCUUGGCCUUCGCCGCCUACGGGGCGGCCACCGGCUUCCUGGCGCCCGCCGGGCUCCUCUGCUGGGCCUGCGCCCGCAGCCUGACCGCCCUCGGGGCCGCCCGACGGCCGGCGGGCCGCGGGCGGCGGCGCCGGCGGCCGGCGCGGAGCGGCGGGGGUCUGCCCCGCGGGCGGGCGCGGAUGCUGCGGCUGCCGCUGGUGCUGGCGGCUCUCUUCGCUGUCUGCCGCCUGCCCCGCUGCGCGAUGGAACUCGGCUUGGCCUCAGCGCCCGGCGGCGGCGGGCGGCGGGAGGCGCUGGCGGCGCUGGGCAUCGUGGCGGCGGCCAACAGCGCCCUCAACCCCUACGCCUGCCUGCUCCUCCACGGCCGCCGCCGUCGCCGGCCCCCCCGCGGGACCGGGACGGCGACGACCACCACCGCCGCCGCCUGCUGCUGCCACCGCACCCGACGGUCGGCGGCGGCGCCGCCGCGGGGCCGCUCUCCGCCGCCCGCUCCGCCGCCGCGCCCGCACCCCGAGCACCGUCGGCACCCCGACCACCGCCGGCACCCCGACCACCGUCGGCACCCCGAGCACCGCCGGCACCCCGAGCCCCGUAGGCACGCCGAGCACCGCCGGCACCCCGAGCCCCGUAGGCACGCCGAGAACCGCCGGCACCCCGAGCCCCGUAGGCACCCCGAGCCCCGACGGCACCCGCGGCUCCCCCGGCGUCCCGUCGCCUGCAGCAGCCGCGCCCGGGGCGUGCGUUAGCGCGGUGACGGCGCGGUGAUGGCGCGGCGGCGGAGGCUCCGGUCCCGAGAAGGGGAUGGGACGGGACGGGACGGGACGGGGGCUGGGCGCGGGGAAGCGUUCCGGCGGCCGCACGACGGUGCCCGCGGUCGUUCACCUUCACGCAGCUUGGGGGGUUGUCUUCCCUCCUUUUGUUUCUACUCUUUUCGGUGUGUUUUCGUGUCAAACACGCUUUACGGAGGAGCGGGCGGUAGCGGCGGGAUGUCUGUUGCUAUGCGAGCUGCCCGAACGUUGUUCCCAUUCAGAGCCCGACUGACUUGUCAUCCUUACAAAGCCUUACGAGUAUUUCGGUCGUACUUUGUGGCUUUCGUGACACCUCGUUCAGAAAUAAAAUCGCUCAGUCCAAGAAAUUUCUCUUU